AUUAUUGAAUUGGACUGGGAUAAAUUGUUUGCUUUUUUUAAGUGUAUGUGCACCCCUUGUGAAUUUUGGUUUGUUUUAUUAUCGAAUUAAUAUACAAUAAAUGAAAACAAUUAAAAAAAAUAAAUAAAAAAAAAAAAUAAAAAAAACAUUGUAGCGUUUAUCCUGUUUCUCUGCCAAACCGGCGUUUCGCUGAGACUCUCGCCCUCUCGUGGCCAAUUACGUCACUGCAUGCGUUUUCAUCCCUGAUUCGACCAAUGAGCGCGGCGCCUCGGAAGCCGUUCUCUUCCUGAUGGCAUGGAAACAGUGGAAGAAAAAUCGAGGUCAAAAUAUUUUGACACGUGACUCGGUAGCGAUUGGUUAUCGAUGCGUCAAGACCCUGACACAUGGCACGGGCAUAUGCGACCAAAGUGGCGUGAUGAAGAAUCAUCCUUGUGCAGAAAACACGGACGUGCUUUUUGGUUGCCUGUGUCUGUAACCCGCCAUGACUAGCUGUAAACGAAAACCACGUAGUUGUUGUUGUUGUUGUUGUAGUUCACUGAAUAGAUGAGUUAGGCAUUUGUGUGGGUAGAUGAUGGGUAACGCAAGUAUUGACGUAAUCUGUAGAGAAACGCUGAUCUAGGGGAGAGUGAGAGCUCCCCCGCAACAACAUCAUCCAAGAGUGAAGGGAUCCUCUGCAUUUAUUUCUCACCGCACAAAACGUGUAUUCAACCACCCGAGUCUGCAAACACACUGUGCUACACGGAUAUUAUGCUGAAUGUGGCAUUGAAAUGUUUGGUUUUAGAUUCACUGUUCAAUAGCUGUCUGUGCGCAUUAGUUUUAACUGCCUGGCCAUACUGACUUGACCUGAACUAGUUAAAAUUUCCCAAUUGGAAAGGGCGAAGUCUGCACAGCAACAAGAGCCAUGAUUGCGUUGUGCACUGCCUAAACGGCUAUAGCGCGCUUCUGGUCCAAUUGCUGGUGCUUUCUGACUGCAAAAUCUGCCACAGCCGUAGUAAUACCUUGACAACCGGACCCGGGCAUACCGAGAAACAUUUUGACAACUCGACGACGGGGAUAAUUUUUUUUCCAAAUCAAUGCCUUGAAGUUUGUUGGACAGGUCCUCGGAUAUUCCUGCACGAAAGUUCUCACGGGGGCAAUUAAAAUGAAGUACUGGUGCACUCAGGAGUCUUCAUCAUCAGGAUACGAUGGAGCUCUUGGAGGAGGACCUCACAUGCCCAAUAUGCUGCUGUCUCUUCGAGGACCCGCGCGUUCUGCCGUGCUCUCACAGCUUCUGCAAAAAGUGUCUCGAGGGCAUCCUGGACGGUAACCGGAGCCCUGCAUGGAGACCACCGUUCAAAUGUCCGACCUGUCGAAAGGAAACCGUGCACAACGGCAUCGCGAGCUUGCAAGUCAAUUACUCAUUACGUGGCAUCGUGGAGAAGUACAACAGGAUUCGAGUGAUGCCGAGGAUGUCUCUCUGCCGAGUUCACAACGGACAACCGCUCAAUAUCUUCUGCGCCACGGAUCUGAAGCUCAUCUGUGGGUUUUGCGCCACGACAGGUGAUCAUAAAGGACACAAGUUUUGCGCGCUGGAGGAGGCGUACGAACGCGAGAAGCUCGCGUUUGAGGACUUGUUUCGCGUCGUGGAGGGCUGGAGGGGCACGGAGGUGCAUUCGUGCCUGGAAUCGUUAGAGGCAGCUAAGAAGAAAGCGCUGGAGAGGGUCUCGCGGGACGCGGAUCAAGUCUCAGAGUACUUUGACAAACUUUUGCGCACGCUGGGGCACAAACGGAGCGAGAUUCUCUCGGACUUGGAGACUCUGAAGCUCGCUGUCAUGCAGACCUUUGACCCCGAGAUCAACCAGCUGCGCUCGGCUCUCGAGGAGCAGCGGCGCGCGCUCAGCAUCGCCGAAUCGUUUCGUUCGCUCUCCGACCCGCUCACUUUCCUCCAGCAGAUGCAGGACUUCAGAGAAAAGCUGCGUGUCAUUCGGGGAACGCCACUGCCAUCGCGGACUGACGUGGACGUGGGUUUGCUUGGCCUGCAGAGCUUCGAUGUGAAUGAAUGGGACCGGGUGCGUCUUGGAGAGGUGGACAAGCUGUGCGCCCCCUACGAGAGCAGCGCGUACCUGUCUUCGUUGCCCCCUGCUGCCGCUCCGCGCUUCUCCCGGGUGAUGUGGAGAGUUGUUCUGGUGGUAUGUGCGUGUCUCCCCGCGCUAAACUUUCUUCCAUCGGACUGUCUCGCUUUGAGCUUCCAGGAUAAGGUGGUCGCGCUCAGUGGCUUUUCUCUGCCCGGUCCUGGAGAGAUUGUGCGCUGGCUCGGGUUCUGCUGGAAAGAAGCGGCUGAGAUCUGCACACUACUAACAGAGAUGUGUCGGAACUGUAUCUUGGACCUGAUAAACACAACAUCAGAUUUCAUCAGCUGAUUUUAUAACUCCGUUCCUUAGGUACUUUUUUAUGUACUAUAAUGUGCCAACCUACACUAUCUCGUAGAUUUGUAGCAUUGGAAAACGUUAGUUCUUGUCUCUGUUUUUGAAUUUGUAACAAAAAUACAGUUAGCAUUUGUGUGCUAUUAAAUUGCACUGAUUUUGUCUGUUGGUUUUAAAUGGAAAAUCAAAUGUGGGUGGAUGGGAUACUAAUGGGAUAACGUUCCCAAACUUUAAAUUAAAAACAAAUUGCCCUGUUCACUUUAUAUAGAGCUAAAUAGUUCAUCUCCACCAGCUCAUUUCGAGUACGGGCUGACAGCUUGGUUGAAUAAAUUAUACAGUUUUGUUUAACUAAAAACUAAAAGACAAAAGUUAACUAAGAGACAAACUAAAGAAGAGGAACACUUAUCCCGAUGCAUUGAUAUCUUUUAUCUUCUCUGUGCGACUUAUCUGGAUGCUCAAGGUUAAACGUUACGUAACAAUGUCAGGCUCGCAGCAGCACAAUAUUUAGGUUCUUCAGUCAUUCAUUUACAAUGUUUAAAUAGAAUGAACUUGCAUCCUGCAAUAUGUUUGUUUUGUUGCUGCUUUAACUCCUAUUAUUGCAAUAGCAUUUGAUAUCAUGGGAACAUUUUGAAAUUAUUAGUGCCUAAACAAAAGUUGUGAACAUGCUUAAAGAAAUGGAUUGUUGUUGUUGUUGUUGUUUGUUUGGGGGGAGUUCUUUUAUAUAGCUACUAUUUUAUAUUUCUAUUCAAAGACCAGAGCUCACCAAUGUCUCCGUAAUGUUUACAAUUUCACCUAAGAGAGAGAUAUGAGAUGUGCAAGAUUUAACACAGUCAGGACUGUUUAGAGAAAAAAAGAAAAGAAAAAAAAACCUGAAGGUAUCCCCGUUUUUCCCACUGUUUAAACAGGAAUCCUGAGAGAUUCUCGGACUACUCUGUUCUGAUAUGACGUCACCGCUGGAGCCCUGCGCACGUCACCGAACAUAUAUUUAGCCGACUGUUGCCAGGCGAAAUGGGGAUGAAAAGUGAAAUUACCUACUUUAACCUACUUUACCAAAUAAAACCUUACAUAACAAAGAGUAAAUAGAAUAACAAUGAAUUUAUUAAUAAACAUGCAUUUUCUGAAUCCAUGCAUAAUGCAUUGCCGACAAAUAGGAAGCUCACUCUGAAAUGGCGCCAUGUGUUAUGUAAUUCCAAUUCUUCGAUUUUCUCUCUUUUUAACAAAUGUAACAUUGUGUCUUAAUAACAAGGGCACCAUCUUCAAUCUAUCGCAUACCCUACCUAUCUUGCACCAGUAACUUCAAUUUUAUGGCAUUAUUUUAAGGAAAAAAAGGCAGCCUUCAACAUCAUUUCUUUUUGCUUUAAACGUUUGGUCUUUCUGUGUUUAAUGUUUCAAAUGAUUCAUUUGUUUUAAUUUGUCAAUAGGCUACUCGUCUCUUGAAGGAACUGACUCUGAACUGAAAAGCUACACUUUGCAUGUUGCUGUUUUUUAUUUGUAAAGUUGAAAUUUGUUAGGGAUAUCCAAAUAAAUUUUCCGUCAUACAUGUAUAAACUAUUCUAGUUCUAGCAUUAUGCUUAUUUCUCUUUAAAAUGUGUGUCAAAUGAAAUACAUGGCAUACCUCGAUAAUGUCUUUAUU
Messenger RNA from Megalobrama amblycephala (Wuchang bream), 4035 nucleotides. It is a transcript of the gene trim13, whose product is annotated as tripartite motif containing 13. The transcript has 2 exons. Gene Ontology annotation, biological process: innate immune response; positive regulation of canonical NF-kappaB signal transduction; positive regulation of macroautophagy. The record is from RefSeq and is a predicted model, not a curated record. NCBI's taxonomy places the organism in Eukaryota, Metazoa, Chordata, Actinopteri, Cypriniformes, Xenocyprididae. Gene Ontology annotation, molecular function: zinc ion binding. Bases 1185 to 2399 code for a protein of 404 amino acids.